This is a messenger RNA of Artibeus jamaicensis (Jamaican fruit-eating bat), 10582 nucleotides long. RefSeq names its product androgen receptor (gene AR). The transcript is spliced from 10 exons. Gene Ontology annotation, cellular component: nucleus. Gene Ontology annotation, molecular function: steroid binding; sequence-specific DNA binding; zinc ion binding. Gene Ontology annotation, biological process: androgen receptor signaling pathway; regulation of DNA-templated transcription; male gonad development. Lineage: Eukaryota; Metazoa; Chordata; Mammalia; Chiroptera; Phyllostomidae. Bases 1176 to 3887 code for a protein of 903 amino acids. The record is from RefSeq and is a predicted model, not a curated record.
GCGCUAGUCCUGUCCUCAAAUAAAGCCCUGGGUUAAAGCUUCAGCCCUGGCGCCUAAAACCAGCUCACCCUCUGAGAUCUCAGGGAGCCUGGGAGAGGCUAAGGGUCGCACCUGGAGGCAGAGGAGGCAGCGGAGGGAAAGUGACUAAGCUAGCCGCUCCAGUGCGGGACAGGAGCCGAAGGGACGCCAGUGUCAGCCCCAGCUGGGCUGUGGCGGCUGCCAACGCCUCUUGCAGCCCCGCAGCUUCGAAGCCGCCGCCCCGGAGCUACGCUUUUCUCUGCGGUGAAGUUUUUGAAAGCUGCUAGAGACUCGGAGGAAGAGAGGAAAGUCCCGGGUAGGACUGACGGCUGCCUUUGUCUUCCUCCCCUCCACCCCAUUGCCCCUUCCUGGGGCUCCUCUCUUGCUGCUGCCUCCACCCGCUCCCCUCUACCCCACCCCCCCACACACACUUCCCCUCCACUCUAGUCAGCCCAGCGCGGCCAGCCCGAGUUUGCAGAGAGGUAACUCCCUUUGGCCGCGAGCAGACAAGCUAGCUCUACAUUGGGAAGAGGGCUCUGGGGAAGCUAGGCGAUCUCGGAGAAGCUUCAGCUGUGCAGCCAAGACCUGCCUGGUUAGGCGACACGCGGGGUGAGCCCCUAAGUUCCCCUCACUCCCUCUCCACCUGGCCCUGCAUGCCCCCGCCCUCUAGCCAUUUUUCGGGACCAAAGAUCAAAGGAUGAAAAGGCAAUCAGGUCUUCAGUAGCCCAAAACAAAAACAAACAGAAAAACCCCAUUCAAACCUGAACAAAACCAAAGGGAAGGGGGGAGAAAAACAAUAACCAGAUUCUGAUUUGCACCUGCUUCAGUGGACACAGUCUGGAAGACCGAGAGUUUUCUUUUUAUUUUUUCUUUCAAGAUCUGAGCAUCUAUUGAAUCUACCCUCCAAGUAUUGAGGAACAGACUGUGAGCCUAGCAGGGUAGAUUUUGUCCAACGCGUGUGUUUUCCUCUGCACAAGACUUUGAGGCCGUCAGAGAAAUUUCUUGUGGUUAUUCCUGCAAGUUUCUUUCCCAGGAGCUUUCCUCAGGUGGGUAGCUAGCUGCAGUGACUACCGCAUCACAGCCUGUUGAACUCUUCUCAGCAAGAGAAGGGGAAACAGGAUAAAGGAAUUAGGUGGAAGAUACAACCAAGCUCAAGGAUGGAGGUGCAGUUAGGGCUGGGGAGGCUCUACCCACGACCGCCGUCCAAAACCUAUCGAGGAGCUUUCCAGAACCUGUUCCAGAGCGUGCGAGAAGUGGUCCAGACUCCGGGACCCCGGCACCCCGAGGCCGCGAGCGCAGCACCUCCCGGCGCCCAUUUACAGCAGCAACAGGAGACCAGUGCCCAGCAGCAGCAGCAACAGCAGGGUGAAGAUGGAUCUCCCCAAGCCCAGAGCAGAGGCCCCACAGGCUACCUGGCCCUGGAGAACGAACAGCAGCCUUCACAACAGCAGUCAGUUCCCGAGGGCCACCCGGAGAGUGGCUGCAUAUCGGAGCCCGGGCUCCCCUCAGCUGCCGGCAAGGGGCUGCAGCAGCAGCCGCCAACACCUACGGACGAGGAUGACUCAGCUGCCCCAUCCACGUUGUCCCUGCUGGGCCCCACUUUCCCGGGUUUAAGCAGCUGCUCCGCCGAUCUUAAAGACAUCCUGAGCGAGGCCGGCACCAUGCAACUGCUUCAGCAGCAGCAGCAACAGCAGCAGGAGGUAGUAUCUGAAGCCAGCAGCAGUGGGAGAGCGAGGGAGGCCGCUGGGGCUCCAACGUCCUCCAAGGACAAUUACUUAGGGGGCAGUUCUGCCAUCUCGGACAGCGCCAAGGAGUUGUGUAAGGCAGUGUCGGUAUCUAUGGGCUUGGGCGUUGAGGCUUUGGAGCAUCUGAGUCCUGGGGAACAGCUUAGAGGGGAUUGCAUGUAUGCUCCGCUCCUGGGAGGUCCACCUUCUGUGCGUCCUACUUGUGCCCAGCUGGCUGAAUGCAAAGGUUCUCUGCUGGAUGAUGGCCCAGGCAAGGGCACCGAAGAGACUUCUGAGUAUUCCCCAUUCAAGGCAGGUUACCCAAAAGGGCUGGAAGGCGAGAGCCUGGGCUGCUCUAGCAGCGCUGAAACAGGACUCUCCGGAACACUUGAGCUGCCAUCCGCCCUGUCUCUCUACAAGUCUGGAGCACUGGAAGAGGCAGCGGCUUAUCAGAGUCGCGACUACUAUAACUUUUCACUAGCCCUGGCCGGGCCGCCGCCCCCUCCGCAGCCUCACCAUCCUCAAGCCCGCAUCAAGCUGGAGAACUCCCUGGAUUAUGGCAGCGCUUGGGCAGCUGCAGCGGCGCAAUUCCGCUAUGGGGACCUGGCCAGCCUGCACGGCGGGGGUGUAGCUGGACCCAGCUCAGGCUCACCCUCAGCUGCCUCCUCUUCCUGGCACACUCUUUUCUCGGGUGAAGAAAGCCAGCUGUAUGGGCCCUGUGGCGGUGGUGGUGGCGGCAGCACAGGGGAGGCAGGGGCUGUAGCCCCCUAUGGCUAUACUCGGCCUCCUCAAGGGCUGGCUGGUCAGGAAGGCGACUUCCCCCCAUCUGAUGUGUGGUAUCCUGGCGGCAUGGUCAGUAGAGUGCCGUAUUCAAGUCCCAAUUGUGUCAAAAGCGAGAUGAGCCCCUGGAUGGAGAGCUACUCUGGAUCUUACGGGGACAUGCGUGCCAACUUUGUACCAGAUCCUAUGCUGAUUUCUGAGGAUACAAAGAGAAAUAAUUUGGAUACUUCAAGGGACCAUGUUCUUCCCAUUGACUAUUACUUUCCACCCCAGAAGACCUGCCUGAUCUGUGGGGAUGAAGCUUCUGGCUGUCAUUAUGGAGCUCUCACUUGUGGAAGCUGCAAAGUCUUCUUUAAAAGAGCUGCUGAAGGGAAACAGAAGUACCUGUGUGCCAGCAGAAAUGAUUGUACCAUUGAUAAAUUCCGAAGGAAAAAUUGUCCAUCUUGUCGCCUCCGGAAAUGCUAUGAAGCAGGGAUGACUCUGGGAGCUCGGAAACUGAAGAAACUUGGUAAUCUGAAACUACAGGAGGAAGGGGAAGUUUCCAGCGCCAAUAGCCCCACUGAGGAGCCAACCCAGAAGCUUGCAGUGUCACAUAUUGAAGGCUAUGAGUGUCAGCCUAUCUUUCUGAAUGUCCUGGAAGCCAUUGAACCAGGCGUGGUGUGUGCUGGACAUGACAACAACCAGCCCGACUCCUUCGCAGCCUUGCUGUCUAGCCUCAAUGAACUGGGUGAAAGGCAGCUUGUGCAUGUGGUAAAGUGGGCCAAGGCCUUGCCUGGCUUCCGCAACUUGCACGUGGAUGACCAGAUGGCAGUCAUUCAGUACUCGUGGAUGGGGCUUAUGGUGUUUGCCAUGGGAUGGAGGUCCUUUACCAAUGUCAACUCUAGGAUGCUCUACUUUGCCCCUGACCUCGUUUUCAAUGAGUACCGCAUGCACAAGUCCCGGAUGUACAGCCAGUGUGUCCGAAUGAGGCACCUUUCUCAAGAAUUUGGAUGGCUCCAAAUCACCCCCCAGGAAUUCCUUUGCAUGAAGGCACUGCUCCUCUUCAGCAUUAUUCCAGUGGAUGGGCUGAAAAAUCAAAAAUUCUUUGAUGAACUUCGAAUGAACUACAUCAAGGAACUUGAUCGUAUCAUUGCAUGCAAGAGAAAAAAUCCCACAUCCUGCUCAAGGCGCUUCUACCAGCUCACCAAGCUCCUGGAUUCUGUGCAGCCUAUUGCACGAGAACUGCAUCAGUUCACUUUUGACCUGCUAAUCAAGUCUCAUAUGGUGAGCGUGGACUUCCCAGAAAUGAUGGCAGAGAUCAUCUCUGUGCAAGUGCCCAAGAUCCUUUCUGGAAAAGUCAAGCCCAUCUAUUUCCACACUCAGUGAAGCUUUGGAAGCCCCCAUUUCCUCACCCAACCCCACUCCCUUUUUCAGAUAUUCUCUGCCUGUUAUAACGCUGCACUACUUCUCUGCUGUGCCUUGGAGAAUUUCCUCUAUUGAUGUAUAGCCUGUUCCUGAGCUCUAUUUGCUAGGCUUUUUCCCCUCUUUUCCUCCUUUCUUUUUCUUCCUCCCUAUCUCACCACCCCCCAUAGCACUUUGAGACUCUGCUCCCUGCCAUGGCUCUUAUCUCUGUUUUGAAUGGUGUUGUAUUUCUUGAAAUCUGUGAUGAUCCUCAUGUGGCCCAGUGUCAAGUUGUACUUGUUUAUAGCAAGUGCCAUACUUGCAAGUGCACACUGUGCUGUGUGCCAGCUACACAAACGUUUACUCAUCUAACACCAUGGGAAGUUUAGAGACCUAAGAGUAUCUGGGAGAACAAAAACUAAAACAAAAAAAAUAACAAAACCAAAAAAACUUGCUAGAAUAUUAUUCCUCUUAAAAAUAUAAAAACAACCCUCCCAAAAAGCUAACAGUGACUAGAAUAAAGUGAACAUUACGAGACCAUGGGGAGUCACUGCUUUUUUCCCAAACCCUCCCUCCAACACUUUACUUUCUGCCAAUAGCUAUUGCCAUUAGAGGGCAGGGUGACCCCAGAAUGGGGGGAGGGGAGAGACAGAUUUAAGACGGUCAAAGAAGACAGCUAAAUCACCACUACUUGACCACAGUGUUGGUCUCUGACAUCUAGAUUCAACUGCAGUGCAAUUCAUUGUACUAAAAAUGUCCUUCUUGUUUGAAAACUUGUCUGCAUGUGAAUGGCCUCCCCCAUCCCAAUCUUCCUCUCCUUUACCCUCUUCUACCCUCUAAUUAACUUUAAAAAGCUUUUCUAAGAACUUUGAACAAAUGUUCUCUUUAGCUAAAACUUGGCCACUUCCAGUGAAGAGUCAGACCAGUGAGAAAGAAGAAAGAUUUUAUCCUUUGGAAGGCCCCAUUCAGAUCCAGGUGUGCUUUCCCAUUUAUGGGCCAAGGAGGAACUUGUGGCUGCCAUCAGAGGAGAAGGAAGUAGUGGCUUGGCUCUUCUCCACUUAGGACACUGAAGAAUUAAUCUCCCUUUUUUACACCUUUGAAAAACCUGAAUGCUUUCAACCUGACUCUGUGUAGCUUGCAAGAUCCCUGCACCCUCCCUUGAGUGUUUUGUGGGCCCGAACUUCACCAGCCACAGUGGUGAAGCUUGUGUACUUCUCUAGGCAUGUUCACACAGACUGCUAAGAGUCUUCACCACCAAGAAGGCUAGCAAACAAGCAGACUUAACAUUUAUCCCUAGAUGCAAAUAGACUCAAAGACUUCUAAUCAAUAUCUCUUAUCAACUAUCAGAUCUUCUCUGGAACCCUCAGACAAACUGGAAAGAAGGUGUCAACAGUAUUGCACAAGCUGGGCGACUUGCCCUUGUCCCUCAAAGAUGGUACUUUCCCACCAAGUGGAUAAAUGCCCACCUUCUCCUUUAGAACAGCUAACAUGGCUACCCAGAUUAGGGUUAAAGAGAAAGUUCAACUAUCAGGCUGGGAAGAAUGAAGGCACUAGGACCAGAAACCCUGUAAGUGCUCUCCUUGCCACCCAGCAUAUCCACUUGCAGAAGUCAUGGGAAGAGGAGAAAAGAAACCAAGAGGAGACUCACUACUAAAUUAAAGUCUUCAGAGGCAAAGUUUAAAGCCAGAUGGGUACCAUCUGGUGAGUUUAUUCAUCCUCCUCCUCUGCUGCUGAUUCUGGGCUCUGACUUUGGCCACCUCACUCAGACUCUCCACCUAUGUUGCUGCCUGUCAGCCGGAGGGAAGCUGAAACAUUGACAUUACAGAACUAUGGCCUCCUUUGGAAAGUUCUGGUUGAUGUGGCUCCAGUGAGCUGCCACCCAUGAACUCAGGCUGUGUUCCUGGGACACUGGUUUCAUAUAGUUCUUUGGCACACCUCUGUUCUGUUGACUUUGUCCACCAAACCGAAGUGCAGAGGGAAUGUUCAUCUACUUUCUCAUCUUAGCUACUGCCUCCUAACUUAGCUCUUAAAUUCAACUGCUAAACUCAAGAAAUUAGGAGGCAGUCAACAAACUGCCCAUUUCGGUUGGUUCACUUUACUUGUUGAGAUACUUUCUGAGUGAUAUGAUAUGAUCUACAUGGGUUUCCUCCCCUGAUUUCUGUAUUGGUAUUAAUAGCCAAAAGAACUUGCAAAACAGCUUCUUUAAAUAACAAGGGAGAGGGGAACCUAAGAUGGGUGAUAUACCAAUCCCAGACUGCUGGGUAAAACUAAAGCUGACAGGUUCUCUUUCUGGCAUAAGAUAGACAAAAUAUGGUUUUCUUUGUUAUGACACCAUUUGACUUAUAUAAGUUCACAGGAUCACUUUUAGCUAUUUUAAACAGGAAAAAUAUACCACUUUUUUCAGUUAAACUAGGUUACAUUUUAAUAAUUCCUUUACAUAUGUUUUGAAAUUAUUUUAAUCUUUUGUGGUACAUGGAUUUGAUGAUAUCAUUCUAAUACUUCUCCUUGUAAAGACUAUAGGCUCUCCUUUCCAUUUCUCUCACUAUCAAAUUUUUCAUCUUUAGAGAUUUCUCAAUUGUGACUCUUGUCCUUAUGAACACACACAUACAUAUAUAUGUUUUUACUUGUGAAAGUGAAAAAUCAGUGUAAUUAAAAACAGCAACAACUGGAUUACUCCAAAUUUCCAAAUGGCAAGACAAGGGAAAAACAGCCUAAACAAGGCCUUAAGCCUACUGUUUUUGCACUGGGGAUUCUAUGAGAGGAAAUAUUUUAGCUUGGCUUUAUUAUCCCACAGAUGAAGGAAGGAUUUGUGUUUUUUGUUUGUUUGUUUUUGGCCAUUUGUGUUCCAGGCAAUGUAAAUGACAGAAGUCUCAUUUUGUAUGCACUCUGCUCUACAAACAGAGUUGACAUGGUUGGUAUACUGUGCUCACCUUUGAAGGAUUUGAUACCCAGAUCCACUCACCUGGUGAGCUGGAAGAUGAAGAUCACUCACCAGACGUGUCACAGUGGCUAUGUUCAAAGAGAUUUGCAGUACUCAGUGGGGAUGGAGAGUGAGGAAGAGAGGAAAAAACAGACACACUAGGGAAAAGACCCUGUCUGUGUGGACAACAGACAGCUGCCAGGGUCACAAACACUGUGGUCAAAGAAGAGUCAUGUGGCAGUUUCAGCUUUUGUUCAUUGGGCAGCUUGCCCAGGCCUGGCCUCUGAGCUGAAAUGGGGAUUGGAUUCUUUGUUCCAUAGCUUCUCUAUGCCACAGACAGUACCAUUGUUCUUGUAAAGCUUAUUAUUUUUUUAAUGAGAAAGGGAUUUUUGAAGGAUUUUGUCAUAUCUCUGAAAAAGAAAAUCAGUAACAUAUAUUUUAUAUAUGUUCAUUGCCACUAAAAAGAACAGUUUUACUGUGUCCCUCUGUCCUUUGGAUAGUUUCUGAGGGUUGAGAAAUAGUGUGCUGAUGCUAGAGUCUCUCUCUGUCCAUACUUUAUUUCUAAAUGCAUAUAUACAUAUACAGAAAGAAUUCUAUUUGUACUUUAAGAGAAAGUAGUUCCACCUACACAUGAUACUGACAUUACACAGAUGACCUAACCUGGAGCUUCAAGUAGCUUCUGUUUGAUUCAUUAAGCAUAGCACAGACCUGGCCUUGACUUGUUUUCUCCCUUGAUAUUUGGCAGGGUACAAAAGCCCAAGCUACCCUCUUUAUCCCUUCCCAAACUUGUACCACAGUAGCAUUUUAUAAGAUUCUCUCCUGACAACUCAGUAACUAUUCCCGCAUGUUUCCUGCAUGGCCCCUGGAAAGUAAGAGGUUGACUACUUAUUGUCCUGUGCCAGUUGUACAGAUGAAAAGGCACUGGGCCAAAGGAGUGGCCUUCAUGCUUGACCCCCUUUAGGGAGUCAUGGGAAUCAGAAAUGCUAAAGCACAGGAUCGAAUCCCAAAGUUAAAGUCAAAAUAAGCCAUUUUGCAUGUGCAAUUUCUUGUAAAAGGAACUUUCUACCCCUACUGCCUUUUAUAGGCAGUUCUGUUAUUAUUACCAAUCUCUUUGAAAAUCUUUGAAAGAUGUUUUAAAAAAGACAAAGAGAUGAGAGCAUCAUAUUAUAUAACCAAAGAUUACAUUGUAUCUGCUAAGAUACGAAUAUUUUUAAGGGCAGGGAGGGAUUAAACAUUAGUGCCUCUUUGGUAAGCUAUCCAAAGACAGACUAAAGGACUUGGCUGAUGACUGAUUUAUAAGAGAUCUGUGGGACUCCCCCUCCCCACAAUAUACAUGUUUAGAAGUAAGGAAGAUAAUUUUUUUAAAUAAGAUUAUGGGUCCUUCACUAACUGAUUUUAUAAGUAGAACUAGCUUUCCUUCUCUCCAGUAGUUGUUGAGCAAAUUUUUAAAGCUCCAUCAUUGCAUGGUUGGAAAUGGAGCUGUCUUGGCCACUGUGUUUGCUAGUGUCCAUGUUAGCUUAUUUGAAUAUGUGAAUACCUUGCUGAGAAAGGGAGCAUUAAAAGACUAGAUUUUGCAUCAGAAAGACAGCAGGCAGAAAUCUUCAUUUCUGCCCACUUUGGAAGACACAAAAAGUUGACACAAAAAGUUCUCUGUGGUUUAAGGCAGACAGUUGAAAUAUAUUGUAAAUGAGUAUUUGUAUCCAUGUUUCAAAAUUGAAUUAUGUAUAUAGAUAUUAUGUGUUCUGAUAGCUUUACCUUUCUCUGCACCUUUAUAUUUCAUUGCAGGUCACAAAUGAUACCAUGUACUUGUGAGACAGGCUGCAGUUACAUUUUGUAAGCUCUCAAAAUGUAAAAGACACCUUGGUUGAUCAAAUAACUAAGAGAUCUCUGUCCCUAUUGGGGCCUGACCCACAGGCCUUAUAAAGGAACAGGAGUGGGACAUGAUGGUAGGGUACAUGAUGUAUUGCACUUUACUAGCCUGGGACUAGUGAAUGUUUAAAGGGUGGUGAAAACUUAUUGGAUCUGAUUGGGAUUUACUAUAAGAAAAGCCCAGAGUUGGGGUCAAAGGCCCACCAAAAUGAUUAGCUAGUGGCCCCCUAAUGGGACUUGAGCAGUUUGAAGACAGAAGGACAUUCUUUGUUGGGAUGUGAUCAGUUUGAAGACAGAAGGACAUUCUUUGUUCUUCUCCAUCCUUGUGAGAAAGGGGCAGUUUACUGCACUUGGGAACCUGGAGCAAGUGCUCCAUCUUUCCCAUAAUUUACCCACCUGCUAUUGAGGUGCUCUUGCUACUGGGUGUCUGUGUGCUCUGAUUAUGGUUUGGGUAUGUUCUGUAGAGAUUUUGACGAUGAAAAUCUGCUUUUCUCUGUUAAAAAUUUGACAAUGAACUAGAAGUAAUAAUCACUAUAGGUACAGGUCUGUCUCUGCCCACAGGUAGGGGUGUUUUUCUUUAAUUCAGAGAUUGACACUGGGGUCUGUUGCUCAGAGGCUCCCAAUGCUUAACCAUUUCUAGGUGAAAGCAGAAAAAAUCCACAUUAUUCACCCCUCUUCAAACACUUCAGCUGAGGUAACAAAACAUUUGAAAUGUUCCCACCCACCAAAGUGAAUGGUAAGUAUUUGGACUAAGCAGGUAGUCUUAAAGGGAAAACAUCUUUGACUCAGCUUCAAUUUAUCCCCACUUGGUUUGGCCAAAAACUAAGCAAUAUGUCUUGAUUGGUUUCCAGCCCCAAUUCUUAUAGCAGGGGUGCAGUUCCAUUCCUUAUCCCACUUGUCUCUUAGCCCUUUAUGUAAUUAAAUGAGACAUUGUGGACUGAAUGGCCCAUGUGGCCUAAAAUAGUUUCCACAUGCACUACUUAAAUGGCUGUGAUAUAGGUGCAGAUUCCAUUGGCAACCAAAGACCAGAAUAUACACAGACCCUACAGAAAAGAAAAUUCUGGGAAUGUUGCUGCUUCUCAGGUGGUGCCCUCUCUGCCAGAUGCUUCCUACUUUGGGACUGUGUUUCCUGCCUGGCAGAAAGGGCAAACCUGCAGUCUCUCUCAACCUUAGCCCUUGCUGCUAACUAUCUGGCAGUGAAGUGCCUGUGGGGUUGUCCUAUCCCACAAGCCAUUCAGGUGCUGAGAGAAGUCACCAUUGGGAUUGCCCAAGCUAAAAAAAGAGUCCCUUCAGCACUCCUUAACACCCUUCUGCUUUCUCCUAGACUGGAACGUUGAUUAGGGAGUGCCUCAGACAUGACAUUCUUGUCCUGUCCUUGAGAUUAAUAUGGGCAGCAGGAAGAAGCAGAUUAUGUAACCAGAUAUAAGAAUUAAUUUUGAUAUUGAUAAAAAUAAAGAAAAAGAGAGAAAAGCAUUAUAUACAGAUUUUUCAAAGGAAACAUUAAUUUUGCUUGAAACUUGUUUCAAUGGAGCUUCAGUUCUCACAGCAGCACUUGGCCCCCACUGGGCAGGAGGGCCAUCCCCAAGCUUUAGUGUUCUGUUCUCUUUUUGUAAUCGUGGAAUCUUCUGUUGCUCUGAAUAUAAUUAAAGAUAGCAGAAACUUGUUUGUUGGAAUACAUGUGUGAUUCUGGGUUUGUCUCUGUCUCUGUUUUCAGAAAUGUCAUCUAUUGUGUAAAAUACUGGCUUGCUCGUCUGCCAGCUAAAACUUGGCUACAGCCCCUGUUGUGGCUACAGGCUCAAGUUAUUGUUAACAAAAAGACUCUAGAAAAGCUGCUAAUGUCCUCUUAUCACCAUCAUUAAUUUGUUAAAAUAUAAAACAAUCUAAAAUUUCA